UAUCAUUCACCAAGAACAAAGAUUGGAGUAUAGCGGGUUAAGCCAUGUGCUUGUAGCGCAUCAUGUGGGUCGUCGACUCACCUUUUCUUUUGUUUUUCUCCUUUCCUCCGCAUGUCCACCUGGCUAGACGUGGCCGCUACACUGAGCUACCUUGAAGCCUUCGACCUUCACAAGUGUGGCAUAUUCAGACACCUACCUAAUGUCUGCCGACGAAUGGAUUUCCGCUAAAUGCCUGGCGAAAUAUACAUACCCACAAAUCGUUCGUAGAGAUGUCACUUGUGCCCUGAAAGCAUUUAAGGAAUUACGUCCCAAGUUCGAAGAUUUCAUCCAAAAUGAUGGAACUUCCCGGAGACUCGUGAGCUUAGACGGCACUAUUCCUGUCAGGUAUAUGGGUUCAACUUACAAUAUCCCGAUUGCAAUAUUUCUGUUCGAAGCUUAUCCACACAAGUCUCCUAUGGUUUAUGUGAGGCCCACAAAUACUAUGCAGAUAAAGCCGAGUGAUUUUGUUGACAGUGCUGGUCUUGUUCAACUGCCGUACAUGACAGACUGGAAACAUCCAGAUGCAGAUCUAGUUGAAUUAAUAUCAGUUUUACAGGCUGUGUUUGGUGAGACAUCUCCAGUGUUUUCUAAAUCUGCUCCCAUCACAAAACGGCAAAUUUUAAAUCCUCCGUCAAAUCCCCAAUGCAUUGGUUCAAUGCCUUAUCCAGGUUCCUUAUCACAACCUCCUAUUCCUGUCAUACCGAAUGAUCAAACUUCUAAUGUGUAUCUACCCCAGCUUGGUACCGGAUGGCAGAUACCCGGUUCUGUACCCGUACUUCCCAAUAUACCUAUGCCUCAGUUGCCCAAUUUUGCCAAUCCUUUUACUCAAGCGACAAAUUCAAAUAUAUACUCUAUGUCAAGUCAAAAUAUUCCAAUGCCAGUAUGCCCAGAUGCAUCUGCUACAUCCAACAUACCAUAUAGUAUCAAUUUAUGUUUGUAA
Schistosoma guineensis is the source of this 979-nucleotide messenger RNA. The record is from the annotation of a GenBank genome assembly. Lineage: Eukaryota; Metazoa; Platyhelminthes; Trematoda; Strigeidida; Schistosomatidae.